Durusdinium trenchii is the source of this 437-nucleotide messenger RNA. NCBI's taxonomy places the organism in Eukaryota, Dinophyceae, Suessiales, Symbiodiniaceae. The record is from the annotation of a GenBank genome assembly.
AUGGCUGCUGGCGGCAAAACUGCCCUAACCAUCCUGGGCUAUGCAGCUUGCCCAUCCCAGACUUGGGAUCGCUUGGUAGAGGAAGUGGUGAGAGAAGGGGGGGGAAGCCACACUUUGGAGUUUUUCUUUGCCGAAACACCGUUGAAAGCAGUGACAUCUUCCAUCAAGCUGGCAGCUCGGAAGCUGGGGCUGUCCCUGUCAGCCACAAUUCCUGCAAGUGCCAAGAAGUUGCGGAACAUGGGACGUCAUGCAAGUGAUCCUCUGGAGUUUUCCAAUUUCCAGGUCUUCAAGCUGGCCACAUCUCUCAAUGUGCCCUCAGUCUUGGCAGCUGGGGAAAUCAGAGUUGAGGAUGGGGUCUACCGUGUUGUUUGCGAUGUCUUUGAAGCUGGUCUGGUGGGCACCUUCAAAAACUCAGAGGAUUGGUCUCUGGAAAUGAC